AGGCUAUGGCCGUGAAACCGAGCAGCCGGAAAAGGACCCACUGCGUGACGCCCUCCCGCACUGCAUCCAAGAUGGCUCGGCUCGGGUCAGGCAGGGGCGCCCUCUCGCCCAUCAGGCGCGGGGGCACACCAGCCGGCAGAAACACCCUGGCGGCGAAUGGGAACAUACCGGUCCGAGGCGCGAAAAAUAUCCGGCGGUGCUCGUCUAAGGCCCAGAAGGAAGUUCCCUAUAGCCGACAGCAUUGCAAGGGAAAAUUGGUCGAGAAGGCAUCUAUUGCAUCCACCACCGCAGCCGGACCUGUGGGUGAGGUAACCACCAUUGAGAGCUUCACGCAAUUCCUCGCCCAAGUACGCAGGACGCAGCUGACCAGCAGUAUACUCGCCAAAGCGCCGAGACCGUUCCAGCCAGAUGAUGGAUUUCAAGCCAUGGAUUCACAUUUAGACUGGACACAAGUGCCUCCUCCGUGAACGACGCUAUUUGUGUGUGCGUGCGCGUGCGUGUGUAAAAAUCUUUUUUAGUAAGUUCCCCCUGGUAAGUACGCAUGGACAUGUCAUCGACAUUGAUGCUUAAAGUGAAAACAAAAUGAUGUCUUCUGUAAUCAUGCAACUGACAUAUUUGUGUCAACGGUGUAGUGUUGGGCUUCAGAUUUAGAUACCGUUUAAAACACUGCUAGAAAC
Messenger RNA from Dermacentor andersoni, 677 nucleotides. RefSeq lists its product as uncharacterized. NCBI's taxonomy places the organism in Eukaryota, Metazoa, Arthropoda, Arachnida, Ixodida, Ixodidae. The record is from RefSeq and is a predicted model, not a curated record.